This is a messenger RNA of Paraglomus brasilianum, 367 nucleotides long. Lineage: Eukaryota; Fungi; Glomeromycota; Glomeromycetes; Paraglomerales; Paraglomeraceae. The record is from the annotation of a GenBank genome assembly.
AUGGCAAAGGAAGCUGAUGCAUGGACUCCUAUGCUGGCAGAGAUCAAUAAGUACAUUUAUAGACAAGGGAUCUGUCCAGUCUGCUUCAAAAAGGGCCAUAUACACAGAAUUACUCCACAAAGGGAUCCUUUGACAAAUAUUUUUGACAAGGUCCUCAGACACCCAACUUCUGGGCCUAUUUUAAUUUGGAAAAAUGGAGAGAGAAAAGGUGCAAACAGGGAAUCGCCUGGAGAGAAAAAGCAAUUUAGUAUAUUGAGGCUGGGGAAAUGGCUGUAUCAAUAUAUUGUGUGCAUUGCAAAAGUGGGGAACACAAUAUGUGGGACUGUCUGGAUCACCAGUCUGAUGAAUAAAACCAAAGCAACCAUAG